Rhodotorula graminis WP1 is the source of this 2648-nucleotide messenger RNA. RefSeq lists its product as uncharacterized. Gene Ontology annotation, molecular function: zinc ion binding; DNA-binding transcription factor activity, RNA polymerase II-specific. Gene Ontology annotation, biological process: regulation of DNA-templated transcription. The transcript has 7 exons. The coding region runs from base 1 to 2526 and encodes 841 amino acids. Lineage: Eukaryota; Fungi; Basidiomycota; Microbotryomycetes; Sporidiobolales; Sporidiobolaceae. The record is from RefSeq and is a predicted model, not a curated record.
AUGGACCAGCAGCACCACCAGCCGAGCCCUGCCCGGCCGCUCAAGCGCCUCGAGCCCGACUCUGCCCCCUCGCCGCCCGUGGGCCAUGACCCGCUCCUCGACCCGAUCGCGUCCACCUCGUCGGCGCACCUCGCCCACCACCACCACCAGCACGACGCCCAGGGCUCGUCCGGCCCGCCCUCGGUCAAGCGCAAGAUUACCCGCCGCCGCCAGGUCUUUUCCUGCCGCGCCUGCACCACCAGGAAGAUCCGGUGCGAGCGCGAGGGUGGUCCAGGGACGCCCUGCAAGGCGUGCGAGAAGCGCGGCGAGUCGAGCUCGUGCGACGCCGGGUCGGCGAUCGCCUCGUCGUCGUCGUCGCACCCGACGCCCGGCAGCAGCAACGGCCUCGGCGGCGGCGGCGGCGGGCCUCUCGUCGGCGGCGGCCUCGGCGCCAGUGGCGGCGGCGGCGGGAGCGUGACAGGCGGCGGUCUGUGCACCGACAGCUGCGCCGAGCACCGCGACGACCUCGAGCGGCGGGUGCAGGCGCUCGAGGCGAGCCUCGCCCUCGGCGGCGGCCACGGUCAGCGCCCUCGGUCCUCUCGCAGCGCUGCGAGCGCCAACGGCUUCCGCUACAGCGCGUCGCAGCCGCCCUACACCGACGGGCCCGACUCGGAGACCGAGGACGCCGCCAUGACGCUCGAGGACAUUGCCGUCAACGUGCGCAUCGGCCAGCCGCACCAGCCGCGCCGCACCAACGGCCCCGCACCACCCGUCGCAAGCUCGUCUGGCCCCGUCGCGAGCACGAGCAGCGCGGCGCCGCUCCCGGUCGCCGCCGCACCGCCGCCGCCGGGCGGGUCGCGCGAGCGCGCGUCGCUCCUCGGCCCCGAGAUCUCGAGGCGGUACCGCGGCGUCCUCGCCGACCUGUACGCGACGCUCCCGAGUCAGGCCAAGAUGGACUGGCUCGUGAGCAGCUAUGUCGGCUCGUUGAGCUGGUUCUGGGUUGCCCACCACGCGCCGACGUUCCUCGCCGAGUACGACGCGUUCCGCACGCUGCUGCAGGAGGGCAAGCAGUUCGAGGUCGACCCGCUGUGGCUCGCGGUCCUCUUUCUCACCCUCGCCCACGCCGCCAACUCGCUCGACUACGUCCCGCCCGGGUCCGACUUUACCGCCGACGAGCUCACGACGAUGGUGCCCGACUACUUCGAGGCCGGCCGUGCCGCCCUCGACUGCGGCGACGCCAUGGGCGUCGCGCGCCUGCGCUCGAUCCAGGCCGUCAUCCUCCUCGGCCCGCUCGCGCUCAACUCGGGCGACCCGGGCCGCGUCGACGUCCUCCUGCCCUACGUCGCCGCCAACGUCCGCGUCGCGCAGCAGCUCCGCCUCGACAAGCUCGGGUCGGACCCGACGACGAUGCCGCCCGAGGACCCGGCCCUCCCGUCGGGCAAGAACACUCUCCGCAGGGAGGUCGCUCUGCGCCUCUUCCACGCCCUGCUCCACCUCGACCAGGUCAUCUUCCGCCACAGCCCUGUCCUCCCACUUCAUCUCGUGUCGUGCUCGAUGCCGGGCAACUACGACGACAAAGACCUGCGCAGCGACGCCAUCGUCCCGCCUCAGCCGCCGAGCGUGCGCACGAUUGCCUGCUACGAGACGCUCCGGUUCCGGGUCGGCAUGGUUCAGCGAGCGUUCCACGAGACCGUCAUCCUCGACCCGUCGUACGAGUACUCGACCGUGCUCAAGAACGACACCGAGCUGAGGAAUCUCAUCGCCGAGUACGACCUCGAGCGGCCAAAGCCCAACGAGCCGACGACGCUGUUCUGGGCCCGCAUCUUCUCGCUGCAGAACGUCAACAUCCGCCUCAUCCGCUUUCACCGACCUUUCAUGUCGCGCGGCUACCGCGAGCCCGCCUUCCGCCCAUCGACCGACGCCGCACUCGCCGCUGCACGCAUCGUCCUCGAGACGCAGAAGGAGCUCGACCGCACCUCGGCGCCGCUCGUCAAGGACUGCUACCAGCUCAAUCACGUCCAGGUCGCCGUCGUCGUCCUGUUCCUCGACAUCUGGACGCACCACGACCCAGAGCGGCAAGUCCCGACGGCCGACUACCGCCUCGUGUCCGACUCGACCCUCGCCUUCCACCGCGCGCUCGGCUCGGUCCGCCCUCGAGUGCGCACCGUCGCGCGCCAGAGCCUCCUCGUCAUCCAGUGCCUGUUCGAGGCGCUGCACGCCCGCACGCCCAACGGCCGCAAGGAGCCGUUCGGCCAGCUCCUCAAGCGCGUCAGCGUCGCCGUCACCGAGGCCGAGCGGCGCGUCGCGGCGCAGGCGGGCGCACCGGGCGCGCAGACGGCCGACGGCACGUUCGCGUACGCGCACCAGGUGGCGCUGCCGGCGCCCGACCCGAGCACGGGCGACGGCCGCAGCUUGCUCGUCGACGCGCCGUACUAUGCGGCGCAGAGCGCGGGCACGCCCGGGUUCGCCGGGUCGCCCAACGAGGUGCACUUUGGCGACGUCGGCUCGGCGUGGGGCUUUGACUGGAUGUCGUUGCCCGAGCUGUGAGGGCGCAGGACGACUCGGAGCAGGUUCGAGCCCAAGGAGGCUCGAGGCGGCAGCGUCUUGUUCCCGUUCUGCUCGGGUACUUCUUUGUCGUGCACUGCAUCGUCGUUGCCUCUGUCCAACCU